UCAAACACGGUUUUCCGUUUUUCCUGGGAUGAUGGCAUCGUCCUUCUCGAUGAAGUCGGAGUCGGAGCUGAAAAGUUCAAGUCCGAUCUCCACCUGCAUGAUUCGUAAUAAGGCAUUCACACAUGCAGAGAAGCUACCUUUUCUGCUCAAUGACUCACCCACCUGCCACACAGUGAUGUCGGCAUUUUGGGGGAGUGAUGUGUCCUUCUUGAACAGAAAGCGGCCAAACGCCGAAUUGCGGGUGCAGCUUUCGUAGCUUUUGCAGAUGGGUUUGUUGUUUUUCUAAGUAAGACAUUCCAUGAUGAAUGCGAUAUCUAUGUGUGAGCUCCGCACGGACCUUGAGGUUUGCCGGAGUGAUAGAGGUUGUGCCAACCCGCUUGAGAGCGUCACGGAGAGAGACUCUAGGGCCCGAGUUGGCGAACGUGGCGCCCACAAGCCUGCAUUGUGCAGCCGCCAGGAACAAAACAUUCAGUUCAUAUGAGUCAGAGGCGUAUUCACCUACAAUAGACGCUGGUAAUCCUGAGCUAUACCCAAAUUCUCCUCAAAUCUGCCCAUCAUGGGACCCAGCUGCAUUAAGUAGCGCAAUAACAUGCAAUCAACCUGGACAGCGUCUCUUACCUGCUUCCUGAUUUCGAAGUCCGAAUCUUUUUGCUGAGGGUCUUGCAUGAGCUCGAUGCAGAUAUCGAUGUAGAAAUUACCUGGGGGGUAGGUCUGAGAAGUUUAAAGCACACAUCCAUAUGGGAACGCAGUGUGGCACCAAUGGCGAUAUCGCACCCUGUCGAGGUGGUCCCGUGUCGGAGACACAGUGCAUAUGAUGUCGAUGUCCUGGCCUUGUGCCCCCGUGAAGAAGAGGUAAUUCAAAGAGGCCGUGUUCGUCUCGACUGCAGUUGGCGGCAGGAGCAGCUGACUCAGGUCAUACUUGGUGAUUGUGGCGUCAAACUUGCGAACAGCAUACGGCUCUUCUAGGCAGGCCUUGGCGAUGAUGUGGAUAGGCAGCACAGCAGGCAGCAGAAGGGAAGCGGCUUUGAAGGGGUCGAACUUGAAAUCUGAGAGGGCAGUGCCAACAGCGUCUUCCAAGACCUGCAGACAUGCAGCACAUGUGAAUGACAAGAUGCACAACACAUAUCGUGCGCGGCAGCUUUCGCCCCACUUUGAUCAU
Messenger RNA from Vitrella brassicaformis, 1159 nucleotides. NCBI's taxonomy places the organism in Eukaryota, Vitrellaceae. The record is from the annotation of a GenBank genome assembly.